AUACUGUGUACCAAAGAAAUGGUGAUGGAGAAGCCAAGUCCCCUGCUCGUAGGGCGGGAGUUUGUGAGACAGUACUACACUCUGCUAAAUAAAGCUCCUGACUUCUUGCACAGGUUUUACGGCAGGAAUUCUUCUUACGUCCAUGGAGGACUGGAUGCCAGCGGGAAACCGCAAGAAGCAGUGUACGGUCAAGCUGAGAUACACAAGAAGGUGAUGUCAUUACAGUUCAGCGAAUGCCACACCAAGAUUCGUCAUGUGGAUGCUCAUGCUACUCUGAGCGAUGGGGUGGUUGUGCAAGUCAUGGGAGAGCUGUCAAACAACGGGCAGCCGAUGAGGAAGUUCAUGCAGACUUUUGUGCUGGCUCCAGAAGGUUCCGUUCCAAACAAGUUCUAUGUCCAUAAUGAUAUCUUCAGAUAUGAAGAUGAAGUAUUUGGCGAUUCGGAAGGAGAACUCGAUGAAGAGUCUGAGGAAGAGGUGGAAGAGGAGCAGGAGGAAAGACAACCGUCACCUGAACCUGUGCAAGAGAAUGCAAGCGGUACUUACUAUGAAAACCAUCCUGUAACCAAUGGGAUAGAGGAGGCGCUAGAAGAAUCGCCUCACGAACCUGAGCCGGAAUUGGAAUCUGAAACGAAAACCGAGGAGCUGAAAGCUGAAGUAGAAGAAAAGACCCUUGAGGAGCUAGAAGAGAAGUCUCCAUCUCCACCUCCUGUAGAACCUGUUUCGCUACCACAAGAACCACCAAAGGCUUUCUCUUGGGCUUCAGUGACCAGUAAAAACCUGCCUCCUAGUGGUACUGUUUCUUCCUCUGGAAUUCCACCCCAUGUUAAAGCACCAGUCUCACAGCCAAGAGUCGAAACUAAGCCUGAAGCUCAGUCUCAACCUCCUCGAGUACGUGAACAGCGUCCCAGGGAAAGGCCGGGUUUUCCACCCCGAGGACCUCGACCAGGGAGAGGGGACAUGGAACAGAAUGAGUCGGAUAAUCGUCGAAUAAUCCGCUAUCCAGACAGCCACCAGCUCUUUGUGGGGAACUUGCCGCAUGAUAUCGAUGAGAGUGAACUGAAAGAGUUCUUCAUGAGCUUUGGAAACGUGGUAGAACUUCGCAUAAAUACUAAAGGAGUGGGAGGAAAACUGCCUAAUUUUGGUUUCGUGGUAUUUGACGAUUCUGAGCCGGUCCAGCGAAUUUUAGUUGCAAAACCUAUUAUGUUCCGGGGUGAGGUGCGCUUGAACGUAGAAGAGAAAAAAACAAGAGCCGCUCGUGAAAGAGAGACCCGAGGCGGAGGCGAUGAUCGUAGGGAUAUUCGUCGCAAUGAUAGAGGCCCCGGGGGUCCCCGUGGAAUAGUGGGUGGUGGCAUGAUGCGAGACCGUGACGGAAGAGGACCCCCUCCGAGAGGCGGCAUGGCACAGAAACUUGGCUCUGGACGAGGAACCGGGCAAAUGGAAGGCCGUUUCACUGGACAGCGUCGCUGAAGACUCCACUGUGGGCAGACAGUCUUGGCAGUGGUACAUUAUCCGUCGUGUUUGCAUUCUUGUUAAUUUUUUUUGGCUUUGGAAUGUGACACAGCCCUUCUGAUCAUUUCUUUGAUGUGAAAGCAUCCUUUGGUUUCCAGUUUAAAUUGAGGUGGACGUUCUUUCCCCAGUUUUACAACAGGAGUCACACUGUUAAUUUAUAAACAUAGACUUGGAGAAUUGAGGACUGGGAAGAAAAAAAAAAAAGAAAAAAAAGAAAAAAGAAAAAAAAAGACCGGUUAACUAUCUGCAACAAAAGUGAACUAAAGGACAUGCCCAGUAGAGUUCAGGUCCUUUCGGUCAAAAA
Molecule: messenger RNA, 1813 nt
Organism: Phaethon lepturus (White-tailed tropicbird)
Lineage: Eukaryota; Metazoa; Chordata; Aves; Phaethontiformes; Phaethontidae
Gene: G3BP2
Product: GTPase activating protein (SH3 domain) binding protein 2
Exons: 11
Coding region: 19-1467 (482 amino acids)
Cellular component (GO): cytosol; ribonucleoprotein complex
Molecular function (GO): mRNA binding
Source: RefSeq, a predicted model, not a curated record